Messenger RNA from Camelina sativa (false flax), 1152 nucleotides. RefSeq lists its product as uncharacterized. NCBI's taxonomy places the organism in Eukaryota, Viridiplantae, Streptophyta, Magnoliopsida, Brassicales, Brassicaceae. The record is from RefSeq and is a predicted model, not a curated record. Gene Ontology annotation, cellular component: mitochondrial large ribosomal subunit; mitochondrial ribosome.
ACUCAAGUGACAUUGUGGUUAGUCCUGAAACGACGACGUAUCAAAAAAAAACCCUAAAACCUUAACAGUUCAACCGGAGAGCUCCGCUCUGAGGAGAAGAUCAGAAUCACAGAAUGAUCCGAUUCGCGAGAUCGAAACCUAAAAUCGAGCUACUGGGUUACGAUUUUCUUCAGAAAUGCUACGCUAGUGGAACCCCUAAAGGAAAAGCUAAGCUGAAGACGGGCCAACCAUUGAAGCGCAACAAACUCACAAUCAAGAAAGGCGGCGGAAGCAGCGGCGGAGGAGGUGGUGAGGAAGCAGGUAAGGGAAAAGGAAGAAUCUCAGAUGAGAAGCAGAAGCUAUACGAUCAAUGCAUAAACGCUCCUUGCCCUGUUCGUUACCUUCGACCCAAAGAUAUAGAAAGAGAGGCGAAACGAGAGAAGCUAGGGUUGAUCAGUAAAGCGAGACAACGAGAGAUUGAGAUUCAGAAGAAAAGUGGAUACAAAAUGGGAGUUACUAUUACUACUACCACAGAGCCGAUUAGGAUUGGGACUCCGGGAUUGGAUUACAUUUCGUUAGGGAUUUUUAUGGAAGAUGAGUUGCCUAAGUAUAAAGUUACGGUAGAGGAUGGGAAGAGACUUGCUAAAGAGUAUAGUAGAGUGCUUAUGAGAGAGCAUAGGGCGAAACGUGUGGCGGAGACUAAUUUGUUGAAGUUGAGGAAAGCUGCUGUUGAGGCAUUGCCUGAGCAUUUGAAGAAGUCUGCUUUAGUGCGUGAUUUGACUCCGUUUCCGGCGAUUCGAGGUAUUGCUACGCUUACUCCUCCUAUUGAAGGGUAUCUUGAGAAGAUUAUGAAUGCAGCUAAUAAGAGGAACUCAGGUAAAGAGAAGCUGAGAUGAUGAGGUUAGUGGAAUUUGUCUUUCCGCUGUUAGUUUGUUUCACUCUUUGUGUUGGAGAUGAGUUGUGUUGAUUGGAUUUCGAUCAAAGGAAACAACUUUGAGACAUUUUACUACUUUGUGAUGAUCUUCCUGAAAUAAAAUUUGGCCAUAUUGGCUAUUACCACUCUAUGGUCCUUUUUUUACUUUCUUCUGUUUGAGGUUAAGUUAUAUCAUAUCGAGUUGUGAAUGGUGAAUUUUUCUAGGAUGUAAAAUGGAACCAUCCUCUUGUUUGAGGCUU